Messenger RNA from Scaptodrosophila lebanonensis, 724 nucleotides. RefSeq lists its product as uncharacterized. The coding region runs from base 14 to 421 and encodes 135 amino acids. The transcript is spliced from 4 exons. The record is from RefSeq and is a predicted model, not a curated record. NCBI's taxonomy places the organism in Eukaryota, Metazoa, Arthropoda, Insecta, Diptera, Drosophilidae.
UAAAAUUAUAGUCAUGUGUCGUCUCAAUAGAUGCUGCUGUUACUCACUGCGCCAAGGCUGCCUAAUAUUCGGUCUUGAUAUAAUACUUCUUGAGAUUAUUAUACUAGUAUACGAGUAUUUUUAUGGCUUAUUUUCUGUUAUGACCAUUUGGAUGAUCAUACAUGUGGUGCUUGCGGUAGUAUGCAUAAUAUUAGCACUUGUUUUCAUUCUUACAAUCUUAAAGGAUCGUCGAAACCUUGCCCUAAUUUUGGCCGUUAUCAUCGUUGUUUUAGUAAUAGUGGAGACGCUGAUGUGUUUAAAUGGAUGGAUCGCGCUUUACGGACUUAUUCCCAGCGUACUUUGUGUUUUACUUGAAGCUGGGGUACUCUGUUUUGCACUACUCGUUGUUUAUUCGUACGCACGUGAAGAUACAUCUGAUUGAGCUAAGCCUAGCAGCUGUACAUUAACAUAACAAAUAGGUUUUCGGUCAGAUUGAAAUCCCUCUGUGCAAAUGCUAUGUAUACUCAGAAGAUACUUCUUCAAACAAAUGAUUAAUUCCUGAUCGAUGGAGGAGAGAUUAUUCGUCUUUUUACUGAUCCAAGGUUUUGGAGAACUCAACCCACUAAUGGGUGAAAUUUCUGGCUGUUUUUAAACUGGCAACUGGCAAUGCUUGUAAAUUUAAAUUUACAACAGCUGUUGUGCCAACAAUUGAUUGUGAUUGAUCAAUAGUUGAACAAAUUAAAAA